Messenger RNA from Aspergillus welwitschiae, 764 nucleotides. RefSeq lists its product as uncharacterized. The transcript is spliced from 2 exons. Lineage: Eukaryota; Fungi; Ascomycota; Eurotiomycetes; Eurotiales; Aspergillaceae. Bases 148 to 549 code for a protein of 133 amino acids. The record is from RefSeq and is a predicted model, not a curated record.
UGUCAAAUGAAACCCCGAAAGAGUACGGGACCAGACAAGGUUAAUUGGUUCGUCUGCCGCAUUCAGUGCAUCUGGGCGGGCACGUGCAACCCCGAUUCCGAUUAGGUCGGAGCGGCAGUGGACCAACCGGGGAAAGACCCUGACCCGAUGCGGCUUAGUGGCUGCUGGACCCUGGCGUUUAGUACGACGUUUGGCUUCCCAUUUCAGGGCACAGUUACAUACACUCCAUACAGCCAUACACCAUACAGUACUACUUGCAGUCUAGUGGUUGUCGGGGUCACCGCCGCUCCCCCUCCACGAACAGUAACCUUCAUCCAUCAACCUUCUGCUCGUCGCCAUGGAAGCUGGGGUGUUUUCUCCACUGCUUCUGUGCCGCAUGCAGUCACUCGAUCUACCCAUCUUUCGAUUUCCCUUCAUCUACUACCCAUCCGAGUAACGAUUAUUCACCUUUCUUCCCGGCGUGGUUGUUUCUCUUUCAUAUCCGCCUUCUCCAUCCAUCCUUUCACCCCCUCACGUCCCGAAUCCAAGACACCCCGAAACUUAGUCUAGGAUCUAGUUUGCAUUCAAACUUGAUUGACCCGUCGCAGUUCACUGGUCCACAACUUCGGCCAACCUUGGGUGACUCCCACGGGAUCGUCUGUAAACGAAGGAACCGUGGUUCCGGCGGGCUGUCAGACUUGUUCUUGAUUUAGAAGCAACACCCUGCGACCUGGUUGGGGCACCAUACUACUACCUGCCCGGAGACCGCUUUUUCUGCCCUUGCC